Somion occarium is the source of this 3053-nucleotide messenger RNA. The record is from the annotation of a GenBank genome assembly. NCBI's taxonomy places the organism in Eukaryota, Fungi, Basidiomycota, Agaricomycetes, Polyporales, Cerrenaceae.
GUCCACUUGUCUGCCCGAUUUUUCAUGGAGGUUGUACAAUAACAAUCCCUGCCAAGUAUUCUAAGUUCGACGUGGCUGUCGAAAGCAUGCAAGAUAUAUAUACGCGUGCCUUCCCCGUAAGUACGUACAGCCGACAUUCACUGGGCCAUCUCCUGCCAUCUCUCAUGAAAAGGCGUCGAUUAUAAUUUUGUCUUUGGUUCUCGCUAUAUCUGUUGAAACCCUUCAACCACUAGGGCUUCUAAUAACGCAUUGGUACCUUUGUUUUUCGCUGUUCAAGGAGUCUAUAAGACGCCUUAGGUUCAAACAUGACAGUGACAGUGUGUGCUUCUCUGCAGUUGAUGCUUCCCUCCAAUCUGUUGCUUUCCUCCUACUUGUAUCUGUAUAAAAUUCCAUCAACGUAACCAUUCUCUGGGCCGUAUAGACUUCACCUGGCCCAACCAUUGCAUUUUGGGUCGACAUGCCUUUGAGAGGCUCUAAUCACAGUCCCUUGGUAUCCGAUGAAGCUCCGUACUUCAAGACUCUCGCUGACCUCGACGAAUGGAUGGAUAAGGGUCGCCCGAGACUUAAUGCUAUUCUACCAUAUCAUCCCAGGAAUCCGGUGAACGGCGUAGUUAGCGGGAGCAAGGGGAAACUGCUGGUCUGCCAUGACUACAAGGGCGGAUAUACAGAGAGGCCGGAUGCCCUAGCUUAUACAUUUAAUUUCUGGUCAUAUUGCGAUACGUUCAUAUAUUUCGCGCAUCAUAGAGUCUCAGUACCUCCUUCCGGAUGGAUUACAGCGGCACAUAGACAAGGGGUGAAAAUACUAGGAACAUUGAUCUUUGAACACGCCGAAGGAGAAGUGGAUGCUCUUCGUCUUUUGGUGGGUCGUCCUCCACAUGGAAGCACUGGAAUGUCAAACCUUCCGCCCAAUGUAUCACUUCCCCUCUCACCACACUACGCUCAUACCCUAGCUUCCCUUGCUCGUCAGAGAGGGUUCGAUGGGUACCUGUUGAACUUUGAAACUCCUCUACGAGGAGGUAUUGAGCAAACUCGAGCUCUAGCGGCUUGGAUCGCCAUCUUGGAGCAAGAGCUGAAGCGGGAAGUUGGCACAUAUGCUCAAGCUAUUUGGUACGACAGCGUCAUAGUAACUGGACAGCUCAAAUGGCAAGAUAGGCUCAAUAGCCUUAAUUUACCUUUCUUCCUUCCGUCUUCCGCCUUCUUCACGAACUACGCUUGGCCUCCCCAUUACCCAUCUUUAACCGCUCAGUAUUUCCUAAGCAUAGAUUCGGCUCACCUUACAAACCCUCAUCCAAAGGUGCUCAACGACAUCUAUGUUGGCAUCGACGUUUGGGGUCGGGGCUCGCACGGUGGGGGUGGGUUUGCCAGUUACAAGGCUAUCCAACACGUCGAUCUUGAGUACCUAGGUCUCAGUGUUGCCUUAUUUGGCCCAGGAUGGACCUGGGAAAGCGAACAAGACAGGCCAGGAUGGUCUUGGGAUGUAUGGUGGGCUUACGAACGCACAUUAUGGAUUGGUCCCGAGGACGCGGAUGACGUUGUGACAGUUCCUGAGCCUCCUGAAGGCCAGCCGAAUUGUCCUCACGGAAAUUUCUUACCCAUCUCAACGUUUUUCUCGAAGCUUCCCCCACCCAAUCCGGCUAAUCUCACUUUCUUUACUUCCUUCUCACCUGGUGUAGGGCGCUCCUGGUUCGUUAAAGGCGUGAAGGUCCUGGAGACACAGAAUGGAUGGACGGAUGUCGACAAGAGCUCAUCGCUUGGAGAUCUUUUAUGGCCCCGGCCGAAGCUAUCUUGGGAGCAUGGUGAACGUGAGGAGACACCUCCACGAGCACAGUCCAUCUUGGACAUGAAGGACGCGUGGAUUGGGGGCAAUUUAUUGCGCGUCUCGAUAUCAGUCCAGGGGUCCGACGCCGAAGAUGCCUUCUUCCGUUGUCUCUGGUUACCUAUCCAGUCCAUCGCAGUCACCCCUCACAAGACCUAUGAAAUGCACCUCGUCUAUAAGGCGGAGACACAGCAGUCCAUUGAGUUGGAUGUUGGCCUCAGCGUGAAGGAACUUCACGACAAUAUUGGCAAUGUCGAAAUUAUAUCGUUGGAAUCUUCUACAGAGCUGACCGGUGGCUGGACUAAGCUCUCGAUUGAGUUUCGACUUGAAGCCGAAGUUCGUGCGGAUAUUCUGUCAGCUGUAGGUCUUGUUAUUGGAUUCGCACAGGAUGAUCCUACCGAACCGUCCAAUGUGUCUAUCUCGUUGGGUGCGUUAUCCAUAUAUCUCGCACGUCCAUCUCCUACUGUAUCCAUUCCAUGGCCUAUACUGCCAUGGGCACACUUUGAACGAUCAUCCCUCUCGACUUCUUCUCUCGCGGGAGUCCUUGUCUGGGGAGUAUCAUCUGUUUUCCCCAUUAUGACUGGAUUGUCCAUCCAAUCUCCAGAAGAUCCUCAGCCGGCGUGGACUUUGGAGUCAACUACACCAGCCUUUCUAUACUUCAACGUAUAUAUCCAGACGAUACCUCUAGAUGGUCGACUUCCAAACCCUGACGAGGCAAUAUUCAUUGGGUCUACGGGUUUGGAUGGAAGGAAAAAUCGGUUCCAUGUAGACGCUACAUCCCUGCCUGCAGAUAUAGGCAGUUCUGGUCAUGUUCGUUUCCUUGUGCAAGGCAUUACAGAUCGGGGCACGGUGCUACCAUGGGAAAGGUGUACGUUCGUUGAUGUCACGCUUCAUUAGUAACCUGCUAUUCAUGGAUUGUGCUGUACGUUAGACCCAACGUUGUAUCAUACCCGUCUUAGCUGUUGACCGAGAAUGUUCAUCGUUUUCUAGAAUAUUAGCUUUGGUGGAGCGUUACUCGGAGAUUGGACUUGGUGCGCCUUGGUUUCGACCCUCCGAGGGCCCCGAAUAUGCAAUACGCAUUGACCUAGUGUAAUCAGACCUGGUGGAUGGGUGACUCAAGCACUGACGUGCAUCUCGCGCUUUCAAGCACGAAAGCGACCGUUCAACCCCCCCUAUGAUAUGCGCUGUGUUACCCAUGUAACCUUUCUCUAAUUGCUAUGCAACUCCAGAUAUCUCA